Molecule: messenger RNA, 9573 nt
Organism: Closterium sp. Yama58-4
Lineage: Eukaryota; Viridiplantae; Streptophyta; Zygnematophyceae; Desmidiales; Closteriaceae
Source: the annotation of a GenBank genome assembly
AUGGACCGUCGUCAGCAGGAGGUGCUGUUGCGCCUGGCUGCUACCCCAGCAAGAGCCCUCCCCUUGGAAGCCAGAGCGGAGCGGUGCCGAGCCAUGCGCGAGCUGAGGCCGUGUGGGCGCACCGUGCACCACUGCCUGCUGCCGUGCCGCCACGCCUGCCUCUGCGGGGAGUGCGCCCAGCGCUGCUCCGCCUGCCCCGUCUGCCGCUGCCCCAUCGGGGCCCCUGCUGCUGCUGCGGCAGGAGGAGCAGCAGGGGGAGGGGGAGGGGGAGGGGCAGGGGGAGUAGCAGGGGGAGGGGGAGCAGCAGGGGAAGGGGGUUCUGCGCGGCAAUCCGGAGAGCGGAUUCAUAUCCGACUGUACGACGCGUGUGUGGACGCAGGCCUUGUCAGCCCACUCAAAGACGUGGUUAAAGACUCCGGGUGGGGAGGCGGAGCAGGGGGAGGGGGAGGAGGAGUGGGGGGAGGCGGAGGGGGGAUUGGGGGGCUGGGGGUGGACGCUCAGGGGUAUCCCAUGGACGUGCGGCGUCUGUUCGCCCUGUUUGACAUUGCUCUGGACCGCGGACUCGGGUAUCCCAUGGACGUGCGGCGGCUGUUCGCCCUGUUUGACAUUGCUCUGGACCGCGGGCUCGUCACCCUCAUCUGCCACUACGCGCAGGGGUAUCCCAUGGACGUGUGGCGGCUGUUGGCCCUGUUUGACAUUGCCCUGGACCGCGGACUCGUCACUCUCAUCUGCCACUGUGAGUGGGGCUGUUAUGUUAAGGGAGGGGGGUAUCCCAUGGACGUGCGGCGGCUGUUCGCCCUGUUUGAUAUUGCUCUGGACCGCGGGCUUGUCACUCUCAUCUGCCACUACGUGGAGGAGGAGGUGUGCAUGGACGAGGCAGCAGUCUCUUCAGUGCUCUUUCUCCUGCCUCUCUCAUUCCCUCCUCUUGAUGCAAGGUCUCGCUACUCCUGUUCUGCCCACCCCUCCUUCCCCUCCUCCACUGUGCGUGAAACAGACGUGGAGGAGGUGUGCAUGGACGAGGCAGCAGUCUCUUCAGUGCUCUUUCUCCUGCCUCUCUCAUUCCCUCCUCUUGAUGCAAGGUCUCGCUACUCCUGUUCUGCCCACCCCUCCUUCCCCUCCUCCACUGUGCGUGAAACAGACGUGGAGGAGGUGUGCAUGGACGAGGCAGCAGUCUCUUCAGUGCUCUUUCUCCUGCCUCUCUCAUUCCCUCCUCUUGAUGCAAGGUCUCGCUACUCCUGUUCUGCCCACCCCUCCUUCCCCUCCUCCACUGUGCGUGAAACAGACGUGGACGAGGUGUGCAUGGACGAGGCAGCAGUCUCUUCAGUGCUCUUUCUCCUGCCUCUCUCAUUCCCUCCUCUUGAUGCAAGGUCUCGCUACUCCUGUUCUGCCCACCCCUCCUUCCCCUCCUCCACUGUGCGUGAAACAGACGUGGAGGAGGAGGUGUGCAUGGACGAGGCAGCAGUCUCUUCAGUGCUCUUUCUCCUGCCUCUCUCAUUCCCUCCUCUUGAUGCAAGGUCUCGCUACUCCUGUUCUGCCCCCCCUCCUUCCCCUCCUCCACUGUGCGUGAAACAGACGUGGACGAGGUCUCGCUACUCCUGUUCUGCCCACCCCUCCUUCCCCUCCUCCACUGUGCGUGAAACAGACGUGGAGGAGGUGUGCAUGGACGAGGCAGCAGUCUCUUCAGUGCUCUUUCUCCUGCCUCUCUCAUUCCCUCCUCUUGAUGCAAGGUCUCGCUACUCCUGUUCUGCCCACCCCUCCUUCCCCUCCUCCACUGUGCGUGAAACAGACGAGGAGGAGGUGUGCAUGGACGAGGCAGCAGUCUCUUCAGUGCUCUUUCUCCUGCCUCUCUCAUUCCCUCCUCUUGAUGCAAGGUCUCGCUACUCCUGUUCUGCCCACCCCUCCUUCCCCUCCUCCACUGUGCGUGAAACAGACGUGGAGGAGGAGGUGUGCAUGGACGAGGCAGCAGUCUCUUCAGUGCUCUUUCUCCUGCCUCUCUCAUUCCCUCCUCUUGAUGCAAGGUCUCGCUACUCCUGUUCUGCCCACCCCUCCUUCCCCUCCUCCACUGUGCGUGAAACAGACGUGGACGAGGUGUGCAUGGACGAGGCAGCAGUCUCUUCAGUGCUCUUUCUCCUGCCUCUCUCAUUCCCUCCUCUUGAUGCAAGGUCUCGCUACUCCUGUUCUGCCCACCCCUCCUUCCCCUCCUCCACUGUGCGUGAAACAGACGUGGACGAGGUGUGCAUGGACGAGGCAGCAGUCUCUUCAGUGCUCUUUCUCCUGCCUCUCUCAUUCCCUCCUCUUGAUGCAAGGUCUCGCUACUCCUGUUCUGCCCACCCCUCCUUCCCCUCCUCCACUGUGCGUGAAACAGACGUGGAGGAGGAGGUGUGCAUGGACGAGGCAGCAGUCUCUUCAGUGCUCUUUCUCCUGCCUCUCUCAUUCCCUCCUCUUGAUGCAAGGUCUCGCUACUCCUGUUCUGCCCACCCCUCCUUCCCCUCCUCCACUGUGCGUGAAACAGACGUGGAGGAGGUGUGCAUGGACGAGGCAGCAGUCUCUUCAGUGCUCUUUCUCCUGCCUCUCUCAUUCCCUCCUCUUGAUGCAAGGUCUCGCUACUCCUGUUCUGCCCACCCCUCCUUCCCCUCCUCCACUGUGCGUGAAACAGACGUGGACGAGGUGUGCAUGGACGAGGCAGCAGUCUCUUCAGUGCUCUUUCUCCUGCCUCUCUCAUUCCCUCCUCUUGAUGCAAGGUCUCGCUACUCCUGUUCUGCCCACCCCUCCUUCCCCUCCUCCACUGUGCGUGAAACAGACGUGGAGGAGGUGUGCAUGGACGAGGCAGCAGUCUCUUCAGUGCUCUUUCUCCUGCCUCUCUCAUUCCCUCCUCUUGAUGCAAGGUCUCGCUACUCCUGUUCUGCCCACCCCUCCUUCCCCUCCUCCACUGUGCGUGAAACAGACGUGGACGAGGUGUGCAUGGACGAGGCAGCAGUCUCUUCAGUGCUCUUUCUCCUGCCUCUCUCAUUCCCUCCUCUUGAUGCAAGGUCUCGCUACUCCUGUUCUGCCCACCCCUCCUUCCCCUCCUCCACUGUGCGUGAAACAGACGUGGAGGAGGUGUGCAUGGACGAGGCAGCAGUCUCUUCAGUGCUCUUUCUCCUGCCUCUCUCAUUCCCUCCUCUUGAUGCAAGGUCUCGCUACUCCUGUUCUGCCCACCCCUCCUUCCCCUCCUCCACUGUGCGUGAAACAGACGUGGAGGAGGUGUGCAUGGACGAGGCAGCAGUCUCUUCAGUGCUCUUUCUCCUGCCUCUCUCAUUCCCUCCUCUUGAUGCAAGGUCUCGCUACUCCUGUUCUGCCCACCCCUCCUUCCCCUCCUCCACUGUGCGUGAAACAGACGAGGAGGAGGUGUGCAUGGACGAGGCAGCAGUCUCUUCAGUGCUCUUUCUCCUGCCUCUCUCAUUCCCUCCUCUUGAUGCAAGGUCUCGCUACUCCUGUUCUGCCCACCCCUCCUUCCCCUCCUCCACUGUGCGUGAAACAGACGUGGAGGAGGAGGUGUGCAUGGACGAGGCAGCAGUCUCUUCAGUGCUCUUUCUCCUGCCUCUCUCAUUCCCUCCUCUUGAUGCAAGGUCUCGCUACUCCUGUUCUGCCCACCCCUCCUUCCCCUCCUCCACUGUGCGUGAAACAGACGUGGACGAGGUGUGCAUGGACGAGGCAGCAGUCUCUUCAGUGCUCUUUCUCCUGCCUCUCUCAUUCCCUCCUCUUGAUGCAAGGUCUCGCUACUCCUGUUCUGCCCACCCCUCCUUCCCCUCCUCCACUGUGCGUGAAACAGACGUGGAGGAGGUGUGCAUGGACGAGGCAGCAGUCUCUUCAGUGCUCUUUCUCCUGCCUCUCUCAUUCCCUCCUCUUGAUGCAAGGUCUCGCUACUCCUGUUCUGCCCACCCCUCCUUCCCCUCCUCCACUGUGCGUGAAACAGACGUGGAGGAGGUGUGCAUGGACGAGGCAGCAGUCUCUUCAGUGCUCUUUCUCCUGCCUCUCUCAUUCCCUCCUCUUGAUGCAAGGUCUCGCUACUCCUGUUCUGCCCACCCCUCCUUCCCCUCCUCCACUGUGCGUGAAACAGACGAGGAGGAGGUGUGCAUGGACGAGGCAGCAGUCUCUUCAGUGCUCUUUCUCCUGCCUCUCUCAUUCCCUCCUCUUGAUGCAAGGUCUCGCUACUCCUGUUCUGCCCACCCCUCCUUCCCCUCCUCCACUGUGCGUGAAACAGACGUGGAGGAGGAGGUGUGCAUGGACGAGGCAGCAGUCUCUUCAGUGCUCUUUCUCCUGCCUCUCUCAUUCCCUCCUCUUGAUGCAAGGUCUCGCUACUCCUGUUCUGCCCACCCCUCCUUCCCCUCCUCCACUGUGCGUGAAACAGACGUGGACGAGGUGUGCAUGGACGAGGCAGCAGUCUCUUCAGUGCUCUUUCUCCUGCCUCUCUCAUUCCCUCCUCUUGAUGCAAGGUCUCGCUACUCCUGUUCUGCCCACCCCUCCUUCCCCUCCUCCACUGUGCGUGAAACAGACGUGGACGAGGUGUGCAUGGACGAGGCAGCAGUCUCUUCAGUGCUCUUUCUCCUGCCUCUCUCAUUCCCUCCUCUUGAUGCAAGGUCUCGCUACUCCUGUUCUGCCCACCCCUCCUUCCCCUCCUCCACUGUGCGUGAAACAGACGUGGAGGAGGAGGUGUGCAUGGACGAGGCAGCAGUCUCUUCAGUGCUCUUUCUCCUGCCUCUCUCAUUCCCUCCUCUUGAUGCAAGGUCUCGCUACUCCUGUUCUGCCCACCCCUCCUUCCCCUCCUCCACUGUGCGUGAAACAGACGUGGAGGAGGUGUGCAUGGACGAGGCAGCAGUCUCUUCAGUGCUCUUUCUCCUGCCUCUCUCAUUCCCUCCUCUUGAUGCAAGGUCUCGCUACUCCUGUUCUGCCCACCCCUCCUUCCCCUCCUCCACUGUGCGUGAAACAGACGUGGACGAGGUGUGCAUGGACGAGGCAGCAGUCUCUUCAGUGCUCUUUCUCCUGCCUCUCUCAUUCCCUCCUCUUGAUGCAAGGUCUCGCUACUCCUGUUCUGCCCACCCCUCCUUCCCCUCCUCCACUGUGCGUGAAACAGACGUGGAGGAGGUGUGCAUGGACGAGGCAGCAGUCUCUUCAGUGCUCUUUCUCCUGCCUCUCUCAUUCCCUCCUCUUGAUGCAAGGUCUCGCUACUCCUGUUCUGCCCACCCCUCCUUCCCCUCCUCCACUGUGCGUGAAACAGACGUGGACGAGGUGUGCAUGGACGAGGCAGCAGUCUCUUCAGUGCUCUUUCUCCUGCCUCUCUCAUUCCCUCCUCUUGAUGCAAGGUCUCGCUACUCCUGUUCUGCCCACCCCUCCUUCCCCUCCUCCACUGUGCGUGAAACAGACGUGGAGGAGGUGUGCAUGGACGAGGCAGCAGUCUCUUCAGUGCUCUUUCUCCUGCCUCUCUCAUUCCCUCCUCUUGAUGCAAGGUCUCGCUACUCCUGUUCUGCCCACCCCUCCUUCCCCUCCUCCACUGUGCGUGAAACAGACGUGGAGGAGGUGUGCAUGGACGAGGCAGCAGUCUCUUCAGUGCUCUUUCUCCUGCCUCUCUCAUUCCCUCCUCUUGAUGCAAGGUCUCGCUACUCCUGUUCUGCCCACCCCUCCUUCCCCUCCUCCACUGUGCGUGAAACAGACGAGGAGGAGGUGUGCAUGGACGAGGCAGCAGUCUCUUCAGUGCUCUUUCUCCUGCCUCUCUCAUUCCCUCCUCUUGAUGCAAGGUCUCGCUACUCCUGUUCUGCCCACCCCUCCUUCCCCUCCUCCACUGUGCGUGAAACAGACGUGGAGGAGGAGGUGUGCAUGGACGAGGCAGCAGUCUCUUCAGUGCUCUUUCUCCUGCCUCUCUCAUUCCCUCCUCUUGAUGCAAGGUCUCGCUACUCCUGUUCUGCCCACCCCUCCUUCCCCUCCUCCACUGUGCGUGAAACAGACGUGGACGAGGUGUGCAUGGACGAGGCAGCAGUCUCUUCAGUGCUCUUUCUCCUGCCUCUCUCAUUCCCUCCUCUUGAUGCAAGGUCUCGCUACUCCUGUUCUGCCCACCCCUCCUUCCCCUCCUCCACUGUGCGUGAAACAGACGUGGAGGAGGUGUGCAUGGACGAGGCAGCAGUCUCUUCAGUGCUCUUUCUCCUGCCUCUCUCAUUCCCUCCUCUUGAUGCAAGGUCUCGCUACUCCUGUUCUGCCCACCCCUCCUUCCCCUCCUCCACUGUGCGUGAAACAGACGUGGAGGAGGUGUGCAUGGACGAGGCAGCAGUCUCUUCAGUGCUCUUUCUCCUGCCUCUCUCAUUCCCUCCUCUUGAUGCAAGGUCUCGCUACUCCUGUUCUGCCCACCCCUCCUUCCCCUCCUCCACUGUGCGUGAAACAGACGAGGAGGAGGUGUGCAUGGACGAGGCAGCAGUCUCUUCAGUGCUCUUUCUCCUGCCUCUCUCAUUCCCUCCUCUUGAUGCAAGGUCUCGCUACUCCUGUUCUGCCCACCCCUCCUUCCCCUCCUCCACUGUGCGUGAAACAGACGUGGAGGAGGAGGUGUGCAUGGACGAGGCAGCAGUCUCUUCAGUGCUCUUUCUCCUGCCUCUCUCAUUCCCUCCUCUUGAUGCAAGGUCUCGCUACUCCUGUUCUGCCCACCCCUCCUUCCCCUCCUCCACUGUGCGUGAAACAGACGUGGAGGAGGUGUGCAUGGACGAGGCAGCAGUCUCUUCAGUGCUCUUUCUCCUGCCUCUCUCAUUCCCUCCUCUUGAUGCAAGGUCUCGCUACUCCUGUUCUGCCCACCCCUCCUUCCCCUCCUCCACUGUGCGUGAAACAGACGUGGAGGAGGUGUGCAUGGACGAGGCAGCAGUCUCUUCAGUGCUCUUUCUCCUGCCUCUCUCAUUCCCUCCUCUUGAUGCAAGGUCUCGCUACUCCUGUUCUGCCCACCCCUCCUUCCCCUCCUCCACUGUGCGUGAAACAGACGUGGAGGAGGUGUGCAUGGACGAGGCAGCAGUCUCUUCAGUGCUCUUUCUCCUGCCUCUCUCAUUCCCUCCUCUUGAUGCAAGGUCUCGCUACUCCUGUUCUGCCCACCCCUCCUUCCCCUCCUCCACUGUGCGUGAAACAGACGUGGACGAGGUGUGCAUGGACGAGGCAGCAGUCUCUUCAGUGCUCUUUCUCCUGCCUCUCUCAUUCCCUCCUCUUGAUGCAAGGUCUCGCUACUCCUGUUCUGCCCACCCCUCCUUCCCCUCCUCCACUGUGCGUGAAACAGACGUGGAGGAGGUGUGCAUGGACGAGGCAGCAGUCUCUUCAGUGCUCUUUCUCCUGCCUCUCUCAUUCCCUCCUCUUGAUGCAAGGUCUCGCUACUCCUGUUCUGCCCACCCCUCCUUCCCCUCCUCCACUGUGCGUGAAACAGACGUGGACGAGGUGUGCAUGGACGAGGCAGCAGUCUCCAACGUGGAAGAGGUGUGCAUGGACGAGGCAGCAGUCUCCAGUGACCCGGUGCUCUCCCUCCUGUUGGAUCCCAGGCUUGUGCUCGAGUGGGCACAGUUGACCUUCACCUGGAUAAAAAGGACGCUCAGAGAUCUAUACGCCUCUGGCAUCACUGAUCGUCGUAUGGAUGAUGCCACCUGCCUGGCCGUGCGCCUGCAGGGGAUUUCUCAGGUGCUGGCAACACUGCAGGGGCCAGAGGACCCCCUGGCGCAGCAGCAAGCGCAGAUGCAGCAGGGGGGGGCGGAGGGGGGGAGAGGGGGGGGCGGGGGAGCGGAGGGGCGCAAGGGGCACGAGUGGGAGGCUGGGAGACUUGCAGAAGCUGUUGCAAGAGCGUCCCAGCAUGUGGGCAUCAUGCAAUGUGCUGCCAAGAACCGUUUCUUUGAGGGCCUCCCUCGUUGUUUUCAUCUCUCUCACUUCCCUUUUUUGACACUGUUGUUCAUGGCUGUUUCUCUGCCUGCUUGUUUCUCUCCCCUUCGCCCCACAGCAUCUAGAUGUGAUGCAAUGGGCUGCCAAGAACCGUUUCUUCGAGGGCCUCCGUCCCUCAUCUUCCUCCCUCUCACCUCCUCGCCCCACUCUCCCAUCCCUCAAAUCCCUUGUUCGCCUCUUGCCCGCGUGCCAUAUCUGCAGCAUCUGGACGUCAUGCAAUGGGCUGCCAAGAACCGUUUUUUUGAGGGACUCCCUCCCCGCCACUCCUCGCACGCCACCUGGCGCACCGUGAUUCGCCAGAGGAAGCAGGCAGCCAACGAGACCGCCUGGCCGGAGUUCCUUGGCCUUGAUUUGCUGUCUCUCAAGCAGCCGGUGCCCACCGCACCCCCUGCUGCUUCCGGGAAGUUUCGCCUGCAGGGAGGGAGUCCAGGGUUAGUGGGUGGAGCAGGAGGAGCAGCAGCAGCGGUGGGGUUUCAAUACCCGCCGGAGAAUUUUCGGGCAGCAGUUGAUUUUUUGUUCCUGGAGGCGGGGGCUGAUCUAGCUCUGGCCAAGAAAGCAAUCCUGCUCUACUACCUCAUCGAUCGCUUCUACCAGCAGAGAGAGGGGCGGUGGCGGGGGCUGGGGGAGGACUUUGGUGCGAGCAUGGACGUGGGUGAUGGGCAUGUGGUGGAGACGAUGGUGAUGGUGAUGCUGGAUGAAAGCACAGAGGAGGGUUUAGAGGAGGCUUGCUCACUGAUACCUCAUCUCAUCUCCCUCUCCUCUGCCUCCUCUUCCUCCUCCUCCGCAGCCCCUCCCAUCCAUCCCCGAAUUGCUCGAGUCCUCAUCAAACGAGGCAAGCCCGAGCCUGCUCUCCAGAUUCUCCGAACCUGCAGCCCAGGCCCGGCAAUCUUCCAAGCCUGCAGCGCCCCAGGCUCGGCAACCCCCGUUUUCCCGGACCUGGCUGUGCCUCUGGAGGAAGCAGUGACUGCGCUGCGAGUGCUUAUAGAGAAUCGGCUCUUAACAGAGGCAUUUCUGUACCUUAGAGCCUACUGCAAGCAACUACACAUCAACGACCCCUCCUCCCCUCACCCACACACUGACGCUGCUGAUUCUGAUGCUACUGAUGCUGCCGCUGAUGGUGCUGAUGCUGCUGGUGGUGAGAGUACUUAUAACGAAGCAGCCACGAGUGCUUAUACAGAAGCAGUGGAUGUGCUUGUAUCGGAGCUAUUCUGGCUGGCAGUGCGGCACCAGGCAGUUCCCGAGGUGCUGGCCUUCCCCUGGAGGGGCAGGGAGGGAGCGGUGCUGCAGCGCUGCCUGCUGGUCCGCACAGCGCAACAACCUGAGGGGGCAUGCGGCACCCUUCUUGUUCUCUUCCAUGUGGAGAGGGCUCGUUACAAGGCAGCACUAUCGGCGCACAAGCAAGUGUGGGCCAUAGAGGCAGCAGUAGAGGCAGAGCAGGACAGUGAAGAGGCCAAUAACGAGGAUGAGGAGGGGCAGCAGGAGGAAGGGAGUGGGGAUAGAGAGGAGGAGGAAGGAGGAAGUCCCAUGGAUGCUACUGCUGGUUCUGCUGUUGGUGGUGGUGCUGCUGGUGCGAAUGGAACAAGAAAAAGGAGGAGAGGGGCGAAGAGAUUGACAGUUCAGCUGCGCGAAAAGAGGAUAAGGCUGCUG